AUGGAGGCGCUCGAGUCCCCCACGAGGCUCGUGACGGACGAGGCCACGCAGUGGCUGGCGUCCAUGGACGAGAUGCGCGACGACGACGCGACGGACAGGGCGCCGUCCCCCAAGGCAGCGGCUGCUAGUCCCGGCUUCGUGUCGCCCAGCACCGACUCCAGCCCCGUAGCGUGCAGUAAGAAGCGCGAGCUGAGGGAGAAUCACGACUCCGAGCCCGAAGUCCCGAAGAAACGGCCCAAGCGCAAGUUCCGCAAGUCCACGAUCAACGUUCGAAAAGAGGAGAAGGCCAACUUGCUGGAGGAGCUGGCCGAGCUGCACACCAAGAUGGAGGAGCUCAAGGCGCGGGCGUUCGCCACGUGUGCGGGCGUGAACACGCGGACGCCGAGUCAGACGCAGGGCGCAAAUCGACUACUGAGACAGGCGAUCCAGAAGCAGCAGCUCGAGUGCACCAGGAUCCACGCGCUCAUGUCGGAGUACUCGUUAUUUAAUAUUCGCGUUGGCAGUCCUAUACAUCGGCCGAUCCACUUACAUCGGGAUACGCACUCUCGACGGGCUACGCUGUUGGCGUUCAAGAGCAAGGUUCUGCAAGACGGCGCUAAGUUUCUCAAUGACCGGAGGCCGCGUGUGGACCCGCUGAAGCCCAUGAGAGAAGACCACGGCUACGAGGCGUCGAAUGGGGACUUUUACGCGACGUACAUCUCUACGAUGCAGUUCGAGAACACGGUCAAACAGGUGUACGACAUUUUGCUCGCGUACUUCAGCAGCAUCGAGAUAAGCGUGUCGGAGAAGCUGGGCAACAUCACGAUCCGCGAGGACGACGACAACAUGGCGCCGGGCAUCACACAAAACCGCCUCGUGUCCACCACCAUCGGCGGGCUGCGCAUGGAGUCCAACACGGUCUACUUCUCGCGGUACGAGCCGGGCGACCAAGACGCAGGUCCGCAGAACGGGUACGGCAUCUUCGUGGCGGACUUCGUGGACGACGACGACCUGAAUCCGUACCACCCGCACGAGCGCAUCCGCCGCGACUUCUCCGCCGUGCUCGAGCUCACGUCGUACCCGAUCAAGCACGGCGGUCGCGUCGUCGUGCUCACUCGCUGGGUGCACAGCAAAGUGUAUCACCCCGAGUACGAGAUCCCGCAGUCGGGCUGGCACGAGAUGCGCGACAACACGGAGCGCUGGAUCCAGACGCUGCACCACACGAUGAUGGAGCGCCUCUCCCCCGUCGUUUGCUGUCACUUGUCACCUCCGCCGAUGCAGCGACUGCCAUCAAUGAGGCGCCACGACGGCGCGUUCCGAGCAGGAGUGGCGUCGUCCAGCACGUCGUCCACGACCUCGUCUCCUCUGAGUGACAGCGCCGCCCCGACGCGCUCGUGGGCGUCCAUAAUAGCCCCGAGACACGACGAGGAUAGCGAGGUGGAAGACGCGAGUGAGACGACUCACAAGCGGCCGACAGAAGCACUGCCAGAGCUACAAGUCGAUGGAAACCAAGGCGAUACUGGCACAGAGUCAGCGGAGAGCGCGCAGCCGAAGCGCAAGCGGAAGCACCGCAAGGGCACCCACACGAUCAGAAAGGUGGCGAUGGACGCGGAAGGAGUGUGGUCGUUAUGGCAGUACUGA
Messenger RNA from Phytophthora sojae, 1620 nucleotides. RefSeq lists its product as hypothetical. NCBI's taxonomy places the organism in Eukaryota, Oomycota, Peronosporomycetes, Peronosporales, Peronosporaceae. The record is from RefSeq and is a predicted model, not a curated record. The transcript is spliced from 5 exons. The coding region runs from base 1 to 1620 and encodes 539 amino acids.